AUGCCGCAGCAUAACGACGGCGGAGACGUGGCGGUGAGCGACGGAUCGACGUCGCUGCAUCCGCAAACAGCGACGAAGAGGCCGACUAGGCCAGAGGACAUGGGCCUUCCACCAGCCAUCCUUGAGGAGCUUCGCCACAUCUUCCCGCACCCACCCGACGACGCCUUCGUGCAUGUUGGGCGCUGCGCCAGCACCGGCAAGGACAUCACGCUCUGCUACAGCACCUUUGGUGACCCGUCAAACCCAUGCAUUCUGCUCAUCAUGGGCAUGAACGUGACGUCGCUCAUGUGGGACACCCGCUUUUGCGACUACCUGGCUGCAGCUGGCUUCUACGUGAUUCGCUACGACAACCGCGACGUUGGCCUCUCCACGCACCUUGAUGAGUAUUCGUCGCCGUUCAUUCUUCGAAUGGCGCUGCCUGCCUGGGUAUCCAUCGGCGAAGGCUCCUUAGCGUACACGCUGGAGGACAUGGCCGAGGACGCCGCCGGUCUUCUGAAGGCGCUGAAGAUCAGCCAAGCGCACAUCGUCGGCUGUUCGAUGGGUGGCAUGAUUGCGCAGCUGCUGACGUUGCGGCACCCAGAAAUGGUGACGAGCUUGUGCCUUCACUCCACCUCUCCCGGUUCCGCCUGGCCCAGGGCGUCGCUGCUGAUGAACAUCCUUGACCAGCCAGAGAACACCCGUGAUGUGCACUCGGUGCUGGACUACCGCGUGCGCUUCUUCAAGGCAGUCGCAGGAGACAUGGCCUUCCACGAGCGUGAGUUCCGUCUGGGCAUGUGGUUCGACUUUGCGCGAGCGCCGUACCAGGGAGGUGGGCGUCGACAUCUGGCCGCUAUUGUGCGCUCCAAGGACCGCAGCGCUGCCCUCAAGGCUCACAUCAACCGAGGGACCAGCGCCAUGGCAAGCGGCGGCGAGCGUGGCAGCUCACCACUGCCGACAUCGGGCACGGCGCCGUCGCGAUGCAUCCCUGUGGUGGUGCUGCACGGUGGGAAAGACCCGCUAGUGGUGCUCUCCAACGCGCAGCAUCUCGCUAGCUGCAUCAACGGUGCUCGACUGGUCGUCUUUCCGAAGAUGGGCCACUACUUCUCCAAGGAGAUGCAUCGAGCCAUCGCGGACGAGAUUAUACUGAACGCGCGCACGGAUGCGGCAGCCAUGAUGAACGAGCUUCCAUCGUGA
Molecule: messenger RNA, 1173 nt
Organism: Leishmania mexicana MHOM/GT/2001/U1103
Lineage: Eukaryota; Euglenozoa; Kinetoplastea; Trypanosomatida; Trypanosomatidae
Product: esterase-like protein
Exons: 1
Coding region: 1-1173 (390 amino acids)
Source: RefSeq, a predicted model, not a curated record